AUGAAGCUAAUUAAUCAAUUAUUAUUUUUUUAUUCUUCUUUAAUUUUGGCAAAAUUAACUUAUAAACCAAUUGAUUUAGAUAAUAAUAACGGUAAAGAUAAUAAUUUAUUUAAAAUAGAUUUUAAAGUCAGAAGAGGUGAAUCAAGACAAAAUAUUUCUCCUGAAGAUGAUGAUUCUCCAAAAUUAUUUAAAAGAGAUGAUGAUGAUGGUAGUGGUGAUUUUACUAUGAUUUUAUCAAAUCAACAAACUUUUUAUAUGGCUACUUUAGAAAUUGGUACAAAUAAAGAUAAAAAUAAUGUUUUGGUAGAUACUGGUUCUUCUGAUUUAUGGGUAAUGUCUCAUGAUUUACAAUGUAUGUCAAAUCAAUAUCAAAAAAGAAAAGAUGCGUACGCCGACGCCGACGCCGACGCCGACGCGGCCGACGCGGCCGAUGCGGCCGAUGCGGACGCGGAUGAAAAUCUUGAAGAAAAAAUUCAUAUUAAUUUGCUUAAUCAAGGUACUGGUGUUUUAAAUUCUAAACAAUAUUAUGAAAAACAAUUUCAACAAUUAAAAAAGAAAAAAGAUGUAAAUCUUGAUCCAACAAAAUCUGAAACUUUAAUUGAUGAUGAUGAAAAUAAAUUAGGUUUUUUUACUACUAUUUAUAUGACUGAUGGCCCUGGUUCAAAUCCAACUUAUUCUCCAUUUGGAAAUGGUGGUGGUAAUAGUGGUGGUAAUGGUAAUUCUGGUUCAAAUUCUUGUACUUCUCAUGGUUCUUUCAAUACUGGUAAUUCGGAUACUUUUACAAGAAAUGAUACUGAUAGUUUUCAAAUUCAAUAUGCUGAUGGUACUGAAGCUUCAGGAAUUUGGGGUCAUGAUGAUGUUUCAAUUUCAAAUAUAACUGUUAAUGAUUUAUCAUUUGCUAUAGCAAAUAGAACUUCUUCUGAUAUUGGAGUUUUAGGUAUUGGAUUACCUGGUUUAGAAGUAACUACUCAAUAUGGUUAUAUGUAUGAAAAUUUACCAUUAAAAUUAAGAAAUCAAGGUAUUAUUAAUAAAUCUGCAUUUUCGGUAUAUUUAAAUCAAGCAGAUGCAAGAGAAGGUUCAAUUUUAUUUGGCGCUGUUGAUCAUGCAAAAUAUCAAGGUACUUUAGAAACUUUACCAAUGUUAAGAACUUAUCAAACUAUAAAUUAUCCUGUUAGAACUGAAGUUGAAGUAAGUAAUAUGAAAACUGUAAGUUCUGAUGGUACUGAAACUGAUGUAUUGACUGAUUCUGUUGGUGUUGUUUUAGAUACUGGUUCUACUUUAUCUUAUGUAUUUUCUGAUACAUUAAAUGCAAUAGGUCAAGCUAUUGGUGGUCAAUAUUCUCAAAGUGUUGGUGCUUAUAUUGUUAGUUGUAAUUUAUUAAAUUCGGAUGGAAGAGUAGAUAUUCAGUUUGGUAAUAAAACUAUUCAAGUACCAAUUUCCGAUUUGACAUUACAAGUUUCUUCAAAUCAAUGUAUUUUAGGUAUGUUUGAACAAAGUUCAACAAGUACUUAUAUGUUAUUUGGUGAUAAUAUUUUAAGAAGUGCUUAUGUUGUAUUUGAUUUAGAUGAUUAUGAAGUUCAUUUAGCUCAAGCUUAUUAUACUAAUGAUGAAGAUAUCGAAAUUAUAACAGAUGAAGUACCAAGAGCCGGAGGACAAAAUACAACUGGAUUAUCUGCUUCUUCUGGUCAAUCAUCUUCAGGUUCAUCUUCAUCUUCAUCUUCAUCUUCUUCUUCUUCAUCAACUAGAGAAUCAAAUUCAAAUAUUUUAUCAAUAUCAAAAAAAUUAUUAAUUAGUGGAUUAUGUUUAUGCUAUUAUUUUUUAUAG
Messenger RNA from Insectozyma verbasci, 1824 nucleotides. The record is from the annotation of a GenBank genome assembly. Lineage: Eukaryota; Fungi; Ascomycota; Pichiomycetes; Serinales; Debaryomycetaceae.